AUGCUGACGUCAGAAGAUGAGCUGGAACAGGUGAAGGCAUAUCAAGCAGAAGCUGAUCGGCAACAUGAGGAGGCAGUCAGUAGAAUAGAAGGGUAUCUGAAGGACAGAAAAGACGACCCGGCAUCUGAAGUGUCCGGACAGUCACAUCAUUCUGAGUCAUCUUCGGCAGCCUCACGAGUAGCAGAGGUGGAUGCCAUGGUGAAGAAACUGGAACUGCAGCAACUGCAGAGACGACUCAAGACCGAGGAAGAAGACCAGCAGCUGCAACGAAUGCUGAAGUUACAGGAAGCUGAAGAUGCUCAGGCUGCAGCAGAGUUGCGUGCAAAGCUGUUGAAGGAAGACUCGCUCAACUGGGACAGACGUGAGGAUUUCGGUGAAGCCGAAAAUGAAGAAAAUGAAGAAGCCACUGGCACUACAGCUCUUCAGGUCUUCAGGAGCGGUGGUGGUAUGCCAGGGACCCAAGUGCAGGGACCCAGCACCGGCACCGCUGCUGUUCACCAGGCCCAGGUUGGUGGUGGUGUGCCAGGGACCCAAGUGGAGCAGGGACCCAGCACCGGCACCACUACUGCUCAACGGGCCCAGGGCAGUGGUGGCACGGGCGCUUUCCAGUCUGGACUGCAUGCUGAGGCUGUGCGUCAGAGUCUCCCUCGCCUGAACCUGCCAAAGUUUGGAGGUGAGCCAGCUGAAUGGCCAAAGUGGUCAGCUCUCUUCCGAACAAUGGUACACAACCAACCAUCCCUGACUCCAACUGAGAAGAUGGUGCACCUGCAGGCCGCCGUAACAGGUGUGGCCGAGCAGGCCAUCAGUGGGAUGCUGUUCGAUGGGAGGUUGUACGAGGAGGCCCUGAAGACGCUGGAAGAGAGGUUCGGUCAGCAGGAGGACAUCGUGCACGCCCACCUCCAGAAUAUCUUCUCCUGCCCUAACCCAUCCCACCUGGAUCCUGUGUUACUGGAAAAGCUCCAUUCAUCAAUCCACUGUGCCGUAGUCAUAUUCAAGAACUUUGGCUAUGAGGGAGAUCUCAGAAGCUAUGAAAAUCUCAGAAGGGUAGUAAUGAAGCUUCCUCCGGAGUUAAAGCACGAAUGGGGAGCGCACGUCCUCGAUCUGACCCAGAGACCCAACCUCAUCGACCUAGAUGUCUGGCUUCAGAAGAAGGUGCGGGUAGCAGUCAACUAUGCGGCUGUGUCACAGCCAAGGAGGACUCCGAAAGAAAACAAGCUGAAGCCAAUUCAGAAGACUGCCCAGCAGAGGAGCACUCUGGUCACCGACGCACGGACAACAGGAAACUGUCCAUGCUGUAAGGAACGGCAUGAGGUGACUGACUGCCCUUUAUUCUUGCAGAAGGCAGUUGACGAGAGAGCGCGUUGGAUCGCCGAAGUCGGGCGCUGCUUCUAUUGCCUGCAGACGGGGCACGGCGUGCGGCGUUGUCGUUCAGCAAAGCCAUGCGGAAUCGACAACUGCACGAUGAGGCACCACGCAACACUCCACGGCAGCAAGAGGGUCGGCAGACGGACCAGCCGUGAGCGCGUAGUCGCUGCAGCGUCUCUGAAAACCGAUGAUGUCACGACACUGCUGCAAGUGGUGCCGGUCACCAUCCUCGGCAGCAACGGCGAGUCCAAGCAGGUUUGUGCCCUGUUGGAUCCGGGUUCGCAGACCUCGUUGGUGUCCGAAGAUGUGGUGACCGAACUGGGUCUUCAUGGAGAGCGGCAAACCCUCCGCCUGCAGAGCGUCGAGGGAUGCGGACCCCUUCAGACCUCAGUGAAGCUGAAGCUCGAAUUGAAAGCGUCAUUCGGCGAUGGCUCAAGUGUGAUAGUUCCUGAGGCAUUUUCCGUAAAGAAAAUCAACGUCACAGUACCUGAGAUCCCCCACAAGAUGCCUGACUGGAAACACGUGCAAGAUCUCGAUCUGCCAGACUGUUCCGGUAAGACGGUGGAGCUUCUUCUAGGAGCGAAUGUCCUCGAAGCUCUGCUACAACUCGAAGUGAAGCAGGGAAAGAAGGGCCAACCGGUGGCGAUCAGAACUGCCUUCGGGUGGACUCUGGCCGGUUCAGUGAAGGGAUUUAUUCCUGAGCGGAAGAGGCAGGUGAUGCUGAUCAGCAGGAAGUCACCAGACGAAGACGAGAUGUCGAAAAUGCUACAGCAGUGGUGGACCACUGAGUCCUUCGGGUGCAAGUUUGAAGGCGAUGACGCCAAAUCUCCCGAAGACAUCAGAGCAGUGGAAGUCAUGAAAAACACCACACGCAGACUGGACAAUCGUUAUGAGACGGGGCUCCUUUGGAAGAGCGAUGAAGUACACCUGCCAGACAACAGAGCAGUAGCCGUCAGCCGCCUGCAUUCACUGGAGAAGAGCCUACUGCGGAAACCACAGAAAGCCGAGGCGUACAAGAAGGUCAUGGACGGAUACGUUGAGCUCGGGUUUGCACGCAAGCUGGAGACUGAAGAGGAGCAAGAAUCGCAUCCCAGGACCUGGUACCUCCCUCACCACGGUGUGACGAACCCAAGGAAGCCGGGGAAACUGAGGGUAGUAUUUGACGCUGCCGCAACGUGUGAAGGCGUGUCGCUGAAUGACAUGCUUCUCACGGGACCCGACCUCUUGAAGAACCUUCCAGGCAUCCUCUUAAGAUUCAGAGAAGAACCAGUAGCCCUGACUGCUGACAUUGAAGCCAUGUACCACCAGGUCAGGAUCAUACAGCGAGACCAGGCGGCCCUGCGGUACCUCUGGAGAGACCUGGACGUGACGAAGAACCCGGAGUGUUACACUAUGGAAGUUGCAAUCUUCGGAGCCAAAAGCAGUCCAGCGUCGGCCAGUUUCGUCCUGCAGCAGACGGCCAGAGACUGCAGCAGCAGCACUGCAGCAGGACAAGCAGCUAAAGAGGCAGCAUUGAACAGUUUCUACAUGGACGACUUCGUGCACGCUACAGAAACUGAAGAUAAAGCUGUCGAGAUGCAGACGGAAAUGACAGAACUCCUGAGAAAAGGCGGGUUCAGGCUAACGAAGUGGACGACGAACUCGAAACGAGUCAUGGAACAGAUCAAACAGGAAGAGCGAGCUCAAGCUGGCACGACUCAGAGUGUGCUGGGCUGCACAUGGAACACGGCCGAAGACACGCUGGGAGUGAGAAGCAUCGACCCACACGUACCAGAGACGAAACGUGGAGUAGUUCGGGGAGUCGCUCGUCUCUACGACCCCCUGGGGCUGCUAUCGCCAUUCUCUCUGCAGGCCAAGAUCCUGAUCCAGCGCCUCUGGGCAGGUAACUACAGCUGGGACGAUCAGCUGGGAGAGGAGGAGUCGCGGAUCUGGAAGAAGUGGCUGGGUGAGCUCCCUUCCACGGAAUUGAUGACCGUCCCGCGGUGUUUCUCAGGCACAGAGAUCAGCUCGGACUGUACCAGAGAGCUGCACAUAUUCUGUGACGCCUCUCAGCAGGCGUUCGGAGCAGUGGCGUACGUCAAGACGAUAAUGCCCGAUCGCCCCAGUAUCUGCUCCCUGGCCAUGUCGAAGACGAGAGUGGCGCCUCUCAAGCAAAUCUCCAUUGUCAGGCUCGAGCUACAAGCAGCGGUAUUGGGAGUCAGAUUGGCCAACAUGAUCCUGAAGGAGCUGAGCGUCAAGGUGGAACGAGUUCUGUUCUGGACGGACAGUACUGUUGUGUUGCAGUAUGUGAGGAAUGACAGCCGUAGAUUCCACACCUUUGUGGCCAAUCGGGUGGCCGAAAUCCGAGAGCUGUCUCGUCCAGAUCAGUGGAGGCACGUCCCGUCCAGCUCGAAUGCAGCUGACGUCUGCUCCAGGGGAGCCUCUGCCACGGAUCUUUCCGCAGACUCGCGCUGGAAGGAUGGUCCCGACUUCCUGCUGAAGGACGAAAAGCACUGGCCUGAGAACCCACCGUGCAAAGCUGUAUUGGCGGACGACCCAGAAGUAAGAACAAAUCAAGUUCUCACGACGAAGCCAGCGCUCGAAGUGACUGUGCUUCCUGACGCAGGGAAAUUCUCUUCAUGGACGCGCUACCGAAGAGUUGUAGCGUGGAUGCUACGAUUCGUGACGAACUUCAUCGCAUCAAACUGCCCGUCUAAAGCUGACUGGAAGCGCCAGGGGCCGCUGUCAGCAGACGAGAUUCAGGAGGCUGAAAAGAAGAUCGUCUUAGACUGUCAGGCGCGGAGCUUCACCACAGAAGUAGCCGCUCUCCGGAACGGCAACCCAGCGGGGUCUGAGGGAAGACUGACUCAGAUGUCGCCUUUCCUGGACGGUGAUGGCGUGCUGCGCGUCGGCGGGCGCCUCAGCAAGGCUCCAGUGCCCUAUUCGACGCGUCAUCCAGCGAUCCUCCCGGCCAGAGAUGAUGUCACACGCCUGAUCGUGACGUACAACCACUCAAAGGUCCUGCACUCGGCCUACGUCAGGGGAGCUGAGGACGCCGAGACCCCGGACCUGGUGGCCGCCGUGGCCCCUGAUGCAGAUUGA
Amphibalanus amphitrite is the source of this 4446-nucleotide messenger RNA. RefSeq lists its product as uncharacterized. The transcript has 2 exons. The coding region runs from base 1 to 4446 and encodes 1481 amino acids. NCBI's taxonomy places the organism in Eukaryota, Metazoa, Arthropoda, Thecostraca, Balanomorpha, Balanidae. The record is from RefSeq and is a predicted model, not a curated record.